GCAAAAACACAAAGACAAUAAAGAGAGUAAUUAAGAGAGAUUAUACGAAGAGGAAAGAACACAAUUCUUCUUCUUCAUUAACAUCUCUUUUUGCUCUCCUUCAAUCCAACUAUCUUCUUAUCAUCAUCAUAAUGGAAAUGAAGAAGGUUGCUUGCGCCGCCGUCGUGUUCGCUGCCGCCUCAAUGAGCGCAGCGUUGGCUCAGGACGCCGCCGCCGCCCCUGCCCCCGGCGUCGCCGCUUUUGGCCCCGCCGCUGCCGCCGGACCCACCGCCGCUGCUGGUGCACCCACAAGCGGGGCCGCUGGUGUCUUGCCGGCUCUUGGGUCUUUGGUCGGUGCCUCCGUCGUGUCCUUCGUUGCCUUCUACUUGCAAUAAAUUCUCAACCCCGAUGGAAGAGAAAGAUUAACGGAAGAGCUAAUUGUUCAUGCAUUGUUAUGAACGCACAUUUGAUUAAUGAAAACUGCCUUCUGUUUGGGGUUGAUGACAAUAACAAUGUUUUUUUUUUUACCAAGCUGACAAUAACAAUGUGGUGCUUGAAUUUCUUUUCUUUUGAUCUUAUUGAACUACGGUUUUCCAGGCGAGAAAACUUGCGUUGAAACGAAUUGAAUGCACCUUGAUUUUUUUUUAUAACGAUUAAAUUAACAUGGUCCACACCUCUUCAAACAAAGUUCGAACGAGGGUGUUCGAUGUUUACACGACUCACGAGACAGAUCUACAUUAAGGUACUCCUACUCCUAUGGAGCAUCUGAGAGCUACUGAUAAAAAUUGCAGAGGAAAUAUAAACUUGAUAAAACUUGACAAGUAGUGUUGAGUGGUGAUUUUUGCGACCCUCUCCUCUGUCAACUUCUCCUCCUAUCUAUAGGCUUGAGAUGAUAAUCGUCGUAGAAAAAAUGUCUGAGAGUAACUUACAAAAAGAACUGCUCCCUUCUUCCUCAGACGUGGCUGACGUGUCAUUGUACGUGGGAUAAUUGGCAGUAGCUAUGUUAACCGCUUUCCCUUUCUCUUGGAACUGAUAUCUUAUUACUUGACUCCCUUUUACCAUGGUCAUUCCAGAUCUCAAGACGAUGGUCUUCUACAUCUCGCAGCCGACAUGGGAUCUAGAUCUCGAGACGAGGCCUGCCCAGCUUGAUGCCAACGUGGUUUAGAUCUCGCGACUACGUCGGGCUAUUAGACUUGACGUCAACAUGGUCUAGAUCUCAUGACCACGUCGGGCUCUAGAUUUGACGCCAACGCGGUCUAGAUCUCGCGACCACAUCGGGCUCUAGAUUUGAUGCCAACGCGGUCUAGAUCUCGCGACCACGUCGGGCUCUAGAUUUGACGCCAACGUGGUCUAGAUCUCGCGACCACGUCGGGCUCUCCAACUCGCAACGAAACUAGCUCCUUACCGGAGACUUAGUGUUUGAGCUUAAAACUAGUAUCAUGAGACCCAGUUCAAAUAACAUUAAUUGUCAUUAAUGAUCUGGCCUUAUAAAGAUAAUAAAUGUCUUGUAAAUAAUCAAUGCGGUAUACGAUUAUUUUUUAGCUGUAAACAACUACAUAGCUCGUGUCGGGCAAUGAGACAAAAAAAGUUAGUUAAAAUAUUCAAAUUUUUCCCAUCAAUUUAUUUGAAUCCUCAACUGGUCAUCAAGGAUCAUAUAUCGAGAAAACCUUUUCUUCCUAGAGUUGAAGUGACUUACAAGGAAGUUCCUUCUCUCAUCCUGUUUUACGUGUAAGUUUCGUGUCUUUUCACUAUUUGGAACUUUCACAGAAUUGCCUUCUUAUGGCAUAAUAGAUUCUUUCAUCGGGAGUCCGAUUGCAUAUGGAAUAUCAUUAUUUGUUAUUAUGUUUUGUAAAUUUGUUGUUGGCCAUGUCUUGGGGGCUUAUCUUGGUUUAAAAAAUCAUGAAUUAAUAAGUGAUUAAUGACAUUAAGUGAUUGGUCAAUUGAAUUUAUAAUAUUAUGUGAAAACAGAAUACAUUAGUUUAUAGAUC
Linum trigynum is the source of this 1967-nucleotide messenger RNA. NCBI's taxonomy places the organism in Eukaryota, Viridiplantae, Streptophyta, Magnoliopsida, Malpighiales, Linaceae. The record is from the annotation of a GenBank genome assembly.